AUGUUCUCUCAGACGCGAAGAGACGGCGGAGCUGUGUCCGUGAAGUCCGGACUGGCAGCUUCCUGCAGCUUGACAUCAACCUCAAAAUAUAUCCCGAAACACAACAAGCUUCAAAGCGGACACACAGACAUUGGAGAUCCGCUUGAGCUCUUGGAGGGCGCGGCAGGGUGA
Molecule: messenger RNA, 171 nt
Organism: Pseudocercospora fijiensis CIRAD86
Lineage: Eukaryota; Fungi; Ascomycota; Dothideomycetes; Mycosphaerellales; Mycosphaerellaceae
Exons: 4
Coding region: 1-171 (56 amino acids)
Source: RefSeq, a predicted model, not a curated record